AUGGCUGGACGCAUGAAGCAAACAUUGCAGGAGAGACGCAAGGGGGAGCUUGCGCUCUCCGAUUUCGCAGAUUAUGUCGAGAAGCAGCAAACCACACGCCCAAGGCCUGGUCGGCGCGGAAGCUCCAUUGCCCCCAGCGAUAGUGGCUACUCCACCAGAAAUUACUCUACGGUGACAGAUGAGCAUGCUGAACUCGAUAUCAUCGACCAGCUGGGACUUUCAGAUACACCUACGCAGGUCAGAUUAAAAGACUGGCUGCUAGACACGUCUGCCGACGCCGGCGCAACACUUGAACAGUUAUCAGGCUUGGUGCAGAGUCGUCUUGACGAGGGACAUGGAGAGACCUUGUUCGAUCUUGGUCAAGAGGAUAACGGGGAGUCGAUGGGCUUCGACCUGGACCGCUGGAAUACCGCCCUGGAUCGUCUACGCGUGGCAGCGGACAAAUUGAGGGCAGAUGUCCGGGUACUCCUCACGCACAACGUUGGUGGUCCUGAGGAAGCCGAGACGAAGACCGAGAAGGACAAAUCAUGUACCGGCAAACUCCUCAUACGGCAACAUCCAAGCAAUCCAGAGGAAGUCAUUGAGACGCGGAUAGCUGUCGUUGGUAAUGUCGAUGCUGGGAAAUCUACUAUGCUGGGAGUUCUGGUGAAAGGAAACCUCGAUGAUGGCCGUGGCAAAGCCCGAGUAAACCUCUUCCGCCACAAGCACGAAAUUGAAUCUGGCCGAACGAGUUCUGUCGGCAUGGAAAUCAUGGGCUUUGACACUCAUGGUGACAUCGUCGCGAGUAACGUGCCAGGCCGGAAAUUGACCUGGGGCGAGAUCGGAACAAGAUCUGCCAAGGUGAUCAGCUUCACUGAUCUGGCAGGGCACGAACGCUACCUCCGAACUACCGUUUUUGGUCUCUUGAGCAGCUCUCCGAACUACUGCUUACUCAUGGUAGCUGCCAACAAUGGGCUGAUAGGAAUGUCCAAAGAACAUCUUGGCAUCGCCCUGGCACUCAACGUACCAGUCAUGGUAGUCAUCACCAAAAUCGACAUCUGCCCUCCUCAGAUCCUCCAACAGACCAUAACCCAGCUGACGAGAAUUCUAAAAUCUCCGGGUGCACGCAAAAUCCCAAUCUUCAUCAAGAACCGUGAGGAGACCGUCAAUACAGCCACCCAAUUCGUCAGUCAACGGAUCUGUCCAGUCUUCCAAGUCUCCAACGUGACAGGGGAAUGCCUCGACCUCGUCAGAACAUUCCUCAAUAUCCUCCCUCACCAUGGCCACUACGAUGCUCAAGCACCCUUCGAAUUCCAUAUCAAUGACACCUUCUCCGUUCCCUUCGUCGGCACCGUAGUUUCGGGCGUUGUAAAAAGCGGCGUCAUCCAUGCUGGCGACAGUGUGCUCAUCGGCCCAGAUUCCCUGGGACAGUUCCAAACCACCGCCAUCCGCUCUAUCGAGCGCAAACGGAUUCCUGUCCCAGUCUGCUCCGCUGGGCAAUCCGCUUCGUUCGCGUUGAAACGGGUCCGGAGGAAAGAAGUUCGCAAGGGUAUGGUCGUGUUGCCGAAACUCGACACACCGCCAAAAGUAUACAGGGAGUUUGUGGCUGAAGUGCUCAUCUUAUCGCACGCUACCACCAUCCGACCGAAAUAUCAGGCGAUGCUGCAUGUCGGGCCUGUGAGCCAGACAUGCGCAAUCAUUGAUAUUGAUCGGGAGUUUAUUCGGACAGGGGAUCGCGCGAUGGUGGCGUUCAGGUUUGUGCAGAGGCCAGAGUAUCUGGCUGUUGGAGAUAGGAUAUUGUUUCGUGAGGGGAGGACGAAAGGGCUGGGCAUCGUGAAAGCAUUGAGCUACACAGAGGGGAGUUUGAACCCACAGACUAAAAAGGAAGGAGAGGAAGAGGCGAGUGAAAAAGGAAAGGAAAAGAGUGUAAAGUAA
Endocarpon pusillum Z07020 is the source of this 1914-nucleotide messenger RNA. RefSeq lists its product as uncharacterized. The record is from RefSeq and is a predicted model, not a curated record. The transcript is spliced from 2 exons. The coding region runs from base 1 to 1914 and encodes 637 amino acids. Gene Ontology annotation, molecular function: GTP binding; translation elongation factor activity; GTPase activity. NCBI's taxonomy places the organism in Eukaryota, Fungi, Ascomycota, Eurotiomycetes, Verrucariales, Verrucariaceae. Gene Ontology annotation, biological process: translational elongation.